This is a messenger RNA of Didymella exigua CBS 183.55, 1431 nucleotides long. RefSeq lists its product as uncharacterized. Gene Ontology annotation, molecular function: amino acid transmembrane transporter activity. Gene Ontology annotation, cellular component: vacuolar membrane. The coding region runs from base 1 to 1431 and encodes 476 amino acids. NCBI's taxonomy places the organism in Eukaryota, Fungi, Ascomycota, Dothideomycetes, Pleosporales, Didymellaceae. The record is from RefSeq and is a predicted model, not a curated record. Gene Ontology annotation, biological process: amino acid transmembrane transport. The transcript has a single exon.
AUGCAGGAAGCUCAGAGGUCCUACCCGGAGCGUGGCUUCGAGACAGCUCCUACGAACUACCACGCCAGUGACGACAUUUCCUCCGAGAGCAAGAAGAGCGACCCCGAGCUCAACAUGCCUCUUGACAAGACUGCCACGGUCCAGGAGGGCUCUGAGCGAUUCAACCGCCUGGGAUGGAAGCGUCUCACCAUCUGCUUGAUUGUCGAAGCCAUUGCCCUUGGCUCCCUCAGUAUCCCCAGCGCGUUCGCGAAGCUAGGUAUGGUCGCCGGUGUCAUCAUGUGCCUUGGUCUUGGCUUAAUUGCCAUCUAUACGUCAUACGUCGUCGGUCAGGUCAAGAUGCGGUACCCGCACGUCAAUCAUUACUCAGACGCUGUGCAGCUCAUCUGGGGUCGCUUCGGAUACGAACUGGUCGGUGUCAUGUUCGCGCUAUUCUUAAUCCUGCUUGUCGGAUCCCACGCUCUGACCGGCACGAUUGCGUUCAUCAACAUCAUCGGCAACUACCAAAUCUGCGCGCUGGCCUGGAGCGUGGUCUCUCUGAUCAUUCUACUGCUCCUCGCUCUUCCUCCUUCCUUUGCCGAAUUCGCUAUCCUCGGGUACAUUGAUUUCGUCAGUAUCAUCGUCGCCAUCAUGGUCACCAUCAUUGCGACUGGUGUCCAGGCGCAUAACGCACCCGGUGGUCUUGCUGCAGUUCCCUGGUCCGCAAUGCCUCCGCCUGGCACCACCUUCUACGAGGCAUUUCUGGCAACUACCAACAUCAUCUUUGCUUACUCUUUCGCUGUGUGCCAGUUCUCGUUUAUGUCUGAGAUGCAUACCCCCACCGACUACGUCAAGUCUAUCUGGGCUCUUGGUCUGAUUGAGAUCUUCAUCUACACUAUCACCGGAGCUCUCAUCUACGCCUUUGUUGGUGUUGACGUCAAGUCUCCUGCCCUCCUAUCGGCCGGCGACACCGUCUCGCGCAUCGCCUUCGGCAUCGCCCUCCCCGUCAUCUUCAUCUCCGGAUCGAUCAACGGAACUGUUGUCGGCAGGUACAUCAUGGACCGCGCGUUCCCUAACUCACCCAUCCGCUACGUUAAGGGCCUUCGUGGCUGGGCCGUCUGGAUCUGUCUAAUCACUAUCAUCACCAUCGUCGGCUGGAUCAUCGCUGAGGCAAUCCCAUUCUUCAACGCGCUCCUCGGUCUCAUCUCCUCCUUGUUCAUCUCGGGUUUCACCUUCUACUUCCCUGCGCUGUUCUGGUUCCAGCUUGUUCGCGAGGGCGGCUGCUUCUCUAGCACGAAGAAUAUCAUGCUGUCUCUUCUCAAUGGCGGUGUGUUCAUCAUGGGUAUUGUCAUCCUGGGUGCUGGUACAUACGCCUCGGUUGAGGAUAUCAUCCACCAGUACACUAGCGGUAAUGUCCGCAGCGCUUUCACCUGCUCCGCUAUAUCCUACACUUAA